AUGCCGGCUGUCGGAGGCUUUGAUAAGGGUACCGGGAAGGCCUAUCCCGGUAACCUUACUCCUUACGUGACUGUGACAUGUGUUGUUGCAGCCAUGGGUGGUUUGAUCUUUGGUUACGAUAUUGGAAUUUCUGGUGGGGUCACGUCCAUGGCUCCGUUCUUGCAGAAGUUCUUCCCUUCUGUGUACCGGAAGGAGGCUUUGGACAAGUCCACGAAUCAGUACUGUAAGUUUGAUAGUGAGACACUGACGUUGUUCACAUCGUCGCUUUAUCUGGCUGCUCUUCUCUCGUCGCUGGUGGCCUCGACGGUGACCCGAAAGUUCGGGAGAAAGCUGUCAAUGCUAUUCGGAGGACUGCUCUUUUGUGCCGGUGCCAUCAUCAAUGGCGCUGCUAAAGCUGUUUGGAUGUUGAUUGUCGGUCGUAUACUGCUGGGUUUUGGUAUUGGGUUUGCCAAUCAGUCUGUGCCGCUCUACCUCUCUGAGAUGGCUCCAUACAAAUACAGAGGAGCCCUCAACAUUGGCUUCCAAUUAUCCAUCACAAUUGGUAUUCUUGUGGCCAAUAUAUUGAACUACUUCUUUGCAAAGAUCAAGGGGGGUUGGGGAUGGAGAUUGAGCUUGGGUGGCGCUGUGGUCCCUGCGCUCAUCAUCACCGUCGGGUCCCUUGUCCUCCCGGACACACCCAACUCCAUGAUCGAGCGUGGGCAGCACGAGGGAGCGAAAACAAAACUGAGAAGAAUCCGGGGUGUCGAUGAUGUUGAAGAGGAAUUCAAUGACCUUGUUGUAGCCAGUGAAGCCUCCAAGCUUGUUGAGCACCCCUGGAGAAAUCUCUUGCAGAGGAAGUACAGGCCACACCUCACAAUGGCCAUCCUCAUUCCCUUCUUCCAGCAGCUUACCGGGAUUAAUGUCAUUAUGUUUUAUGCCCCUGUUCUCUUCAAAACCAUUGGCUUUGCGGAUGAUGCUUCCCUGAUGUCUGCUGUGAUAACCGGCGGGGUUAAUGUUCUUGCAACCAUAGUUUCAAUCUACGGUGUUGAUAAGUGGGGAAGAAGGUUUCUUUUCCUUGAGGGUGGCACUCAAAUGCUCAUAUGUCAGGUUAUUGUGGCAACGUGCAUUGGUGUUAAAUUCGGAGUUGAUGGAGAACGGUGCUUGCCCAAGUGGUAUGCCAUAGUUGUGGUGCUGUUCAUUUGCGUCUAUGUUUCAGGGUUUGCAUGGUCCUGGGGUCCUCUAGGUUGGUUGGUCCCUAGUGAAAUUUUCCCCCUGGAAAUCCGAUCUGCUGCACAGAGUGUAAACGUCUCCGUUAACAUGUUUUUCACAUUCAUCAUAGCCCAAAUCUUCUUAAAUAUGCUGUGUCACAUGAAGUUUGGUUUGUUCCUCUUCUUUGCCUUCUUUGUGGUGGUGAUGUCCUUCUUCAUUUACUUCUUCUUGCCUGAGACCAAGGGCAUCCCAAUUGAAGAGAUGGCUGAAGUAUGGAAAAGUCACUGGUUCUGGUCCCGGUAUGUCAACGAUGGUUCUUACAGCGGCGUCGAACUGGUCAAGGAAAACUACCCUGUUAAGAAUGUAUGA
Molecule: messenger RNA, 1557 nt
Organism: Vitis vinifera (wine grape)
Lineage: Eukaryota; Viridiplantae; Streptophyta; Magnoliopsida; Vitales; Vitaceae
Product: hexose transporter
Biological process (GO): monosaccharide transmembrane transport
Cellular component (GO): membrane
Molecular function (GO): monosaccharide transmembrane transporter activity
Source: RefSeq, marked provisional